Messenger RNA from Penaeus vannamei (Pacific white shrimp), 443 nucleotides. NCBI's taxonomy places the organism in Eukaryota, Metazoa, Arthropoda, Malacostraca, Decapoda, Penaeidae. The record is from RefSeq and is a predicted model, not a curated record.
AUGGCUAUUUUUGAUCGGUCUUGCGGGCCGCUGUCUCCAAGGAUCUUGUCUUUGCUGCGUCGAAGAAAGACCCGCAAUGAUAUCCACGACCACUUCAACCACCUCUUCGACGACCACAUCUACUCCGGCCCCUUUCUCUACGACCACAAUGCUAGCGAAGUAGGAUUUAGGAUUCGCUGGAUCUCGACUCCUGUCUCUGCUGCGUCGAAGACUCCCAACAAGCGGCAUUCCACAACUACAAUGAAUGUCCUUCUGCGCUGUCAACAAAUCAUCCUAAUUAAAGAUUCUUGGAACAACAAUUGCAAUUAACUCCUGAGAUUUGAUUUGCAGGAGCAAUUAUAUCUGGCUUUGUUUUUGUUUAUUCUAUUAUUACUUGCAUUGGCUGUCUCGUGAGUCUUUAGUUUGUAAGAAAUGCAAAAGAUAUUGCACAGGAAUUUCUGCAA